Messenger RNA from Catharus ustulatus (Swainson's thrush), 6274 nucleotides. It is a transcript of the gene C9H1orf210, whose product is annotated as chromosome 9 C1orf210 homolog. NCBI's taxonomy places the organism in Eukaryota, Metazoa, Chordata, Aves, Passeriformes, Turdidae. The record is from RefSeq and is a predicted model, not a curated record. The coding region runs from base 2097 to 2990 and encodes 297 amino acids. Gene Ontology annotation, molecular function: protein binding. The transcript has 3 exons.
UUUCCCCGAGACUUGUUUUUGUGGCCGGAAGUUUCCUGGAGCCAAAUGGCUCCUACCUGCCUGCCCUGCUGGGUCUGCAGCUUCCUCUGCGUCUGGUCAGUGGUGAUGGGACACCCCUGCAGCCUUGACCACCAGGUAGGGGGGCCGUGAGGGCUGUGGUGUGGGCAGGGCUGGGGUGGGCAGGGGCCCCGCUCCUGGUCCUGCCAGCACGGCUGGGGUGCCCAGGGCAGCUGGGCCUGGCAGGCAACUCCUGCUCUGCACUGCUCAAGAGAAAAUGAGCAAUUAAAACCCAUGGGAGUUAAUUGGGAGAUGUACUGUGCCAGUGGUCACCAGCCACAGGGGUGGUUCGCCCAUGUCCAAAGCCUGGCUGUCCUGCUCCCAGCCUUGGGCUGAACAUGUCAUGUUGUCCAGCCUGUUCACCAGAGCAUGGCCUGGCAAAGCACUGUCUGAUCCAUCGCGUUUCUGACUGUGGGGGUCUCGGCUGCAGGUGUAACACAGCUGCCCAUAAGGAGUGCAUAGCAAGCUGCAUGAGACACAUCCCUGAGGAGAUCCCAACCCCUCACUCCCCUCCCCAGUGCAUGGUGAUGCCGUGACUAAAGCCAGGGUGAUGGCAAGCAUGGGGCCAGGAUCCCUGAGCACCCAGCACAGAGCAGGAAACACAACAAAGCCACUGGGAUAAGCACUGCAGCCAGCAGUUUGGCUGAUCAGGCAGGAGCUGAGAGAAUGAAGGAAAGUGGCUGUCAUGGGUCACUGACCUUUCCAUUGAGCUCUCAGUUAUUCCACCCAAAGCUUCGCACUGUUUUCCAAAGCCUCCCUGAGCCCAGCUGUGUUUGAGCUGAAAACAGGACCCAUGUGGUACCCCCACGGCCCAAUUAUAACCCAGUCCUCAGCACUUCAGGUUUCUAAGGGCAUAUCUGUUCCUCUACCAAGCACGAACAGCAGGGUCUGAUAGGAGAUUUAUGUGGACAGGAGGAUGAAAGGAGAGGUGAAAGAAAUGGAAAGCCCAGCUGGCUGGAAUGUAGCCAAACACAGAAAACCCAGGACUAUGGAACACAGUAAAUUUAAAGCACAGCAUCUCUGCUUGCAAGGUCCAAGCACAGCACUUAGCAGGAGCUUGUGCCUGCCCAACCAAACUUAAAUUGCUGACCUGCUGUCUAGUAGCUUCAGUUUGGACAUUUGACCCCCUCCCACUGAAAGCCAAGGCAAGAGCAACCCAUGCAGGGGACUGCUCCCCAAAACUAUCUGAGUUGGGGCACCCUAUUUACUAGUAAAAAAAAAAAAAAAAUCCAUCCUUGUGGGUUGACUGAUCGUUCCAUCCUGCUCUGCUGGUCUUUUGGGACAGUGAAUGGUCCUUGAUCUGCUUUGUUUCCUGAUGCUGACACAGCCAGCCAGCAGUAAGCCACAGCUACUCACCAUGUAUCCUCAGGAACGUGGCAUAGAUUGAUGCAUUGGUGCACUAUCAUGCACAUCCCCAGGGAGCUGCUCCUGGCACGAGUGACUGGUACAGGUGCCUGUAGCUCUGCAGCCUGGUCAGCUUCCUGCCUGCCCUUGCAACAGGCAAGGCUCGCCUGCUUCCCUGCUCCAGCUGGGAGGAUGCCCCAGUGUCACACCAGAGCUCCCCAGGGGCUGGAGGUGGGGAUCCAGGGGAGGAAGAGGAAGGCCCUCUGCAAACUGACCCUGUAUGACAGCUGCCCUGUACGGAAGGACGGAGGGUGACAACCUGCUGCCUUUGUACUCACCCUUUUGGGUAUUUCCCCCAGCCCAGCAUGCUCGUCCUUUACUGUUUCAGUCAGCUGCUCUCAGUCCUGGUCUGUCCUGCUCAUCUUUCUCCAUUUAUCCAGGCCCACUCCCAUCUGGCAGCUCGUGUGUUUUUUUAAACAUGUGUGUUUUUGCUUUUUUAAAACUCUGCAAGGGUAAUUAAGACAUUUGAACUCUUGGGAAGUCUCUCUCAUGACUGCCCAUUGUGGAUAGCCCAUCUCAGACAGUAGCUCUUUUCCCAGGGAUGGGCUGACUGCAGUGGGAAGAGCCUUCAGCAUGCUCCAAGUUCCCUUCCAAAAAACAUCACCGGUUUGGACCUCUCCUUCAACUCCUUGGUCAUGCCUCAUCACAGCACUCUCCUGAAGCAUUUCCCUUCCCUGCACUCUCUCAACCUCUCCAGCAAUGCCAAGCUCACACUGAGCCCAGCAGUCUUCUCCAACCUCGCAGCGCUGCGUCUCCUGGACCUGAGCAGCUGUGGCAUCACCUACAUCCACACGGACACUUUCAAAGGCCUGGGAAACUUGCACACACUGCUUCUAAGAAACAACAGCUUGCAAGAGCUUGAUGUCUCUUUCCUUUUGCCACUGAGGGCUCUUCUCCAUCUGGACCUGCGUCACAACGCGCUGGUCUCUGUGGACACUUGGAGCCUGCAGCUGAUGGAGUCAGUCCCACGGGUCCGUCUGGAAGGGAACCCCUGGGUGUGCAACUGCAGCGUGCACCCUCUGCAGCAGUGGCUGCAGCGCAGGCCAGAUGUGCAGGUGACCUGCGUGUUGCCCCCGGGGCUGAGGGGCCAGGAGAUUGCAGCUCUGGAUUCUCAGGACCUGGGCUGCCAGAUGAAGCAGCGGUUUGCUCGUGAGCUCAGCACAGUACAGCAGAUCACAGUGACUGAGAACAACACCAUUGCACUGCCUGCUGGGAAGGGGGGAAGGAGCUGGCCAUUCCUGGUGGGAUUCAUUGUGACAGCAAUUGGCAUCUCCAUCCUGAUUGCACUGGUUGCCAAGUGCAAACUUGUCCGCAAGAACUUCGCCAGCUACCGCCACCGGCCGCUGCCUGAAAUCAGCUCCAUCGGAGGCAGCCCCAUGGAGGAUACCAGCAGCUGGGACAGGGCCUCCAUACCUGAUGCUGCUGACCUGCAAGCUGAGGAUGAUGAUGGCUUCAUCGAGGACAACUACAUCCAGCCCGAUGAGCAGCUGCCAACAAAAGAGGAGCAGGAGUUGCAUCGCUCCAUCUGAGCUAAUAGCUUACAACUCAGCCACCACUGCUGUGGCCUCUUGCUGUCUCCCUAGCUCCACUCCUUUCCCACCUGCCUUUGAUUUUGGGCCAUACAUAUUUGGGGCAGGAGGAAAGGAGCAGAGAGCAAAGGAGACAGGGAUGGGCUAGGAAUGGUGUUGGAAGCUGAAGGCAGCCGGUCCCAGAGUAUCCCAGCAUAACACUAGGCUGCACUGUCACAGGGACACCAAACCAGCUGCUGCUUUCCCAGCCUUACCUGGAUGCUGAGGAUGAAGGAGGUGGUGCCUGUUGUGCCCAGGAAGCUGGGUGCAGUGGGGAGAGGAGCCUGCCCUGGUGCUGCCACAGGGUCUUGGGCACUGGCCCCACUGCCCCAUGGUGCCAGUCCCAGCCCUGCUCAAUGUGUUGUCACUCUGAGGUGUGAUUAAAGCAUGAUUUAGCCCUGCCACUGCCUGCACUGGUUUGUUGGGACUCUCCCAGUGGCAGUGCUGGGAGGAGACCCCCAGCCCCACAGCUGGCAUGUGGCUUUUUUUGCAUGUGCUUUCAAGGACCGGGACAACAUUCCUCUAACUGUGGCAAUGAGAGAUCACAUCUGUGGCACAAUGAGUGCUCUUGUCCAAAGGAAUAUUUCACCUUCUGUGGUGCAGACAGCCUUGGUGCGUCAUCACAGGGAUUCUGUGCAUGUCUCUCCAGCCAUGGCUCUUCUUCCUUUUCUCUCUUUUCUCUCCAGAAAGACAAGCUAAAAGACACCUUUCCCUGUCAGCUCUGCAGAGCUGAGCAAACUCAUCAGUGCUGCCACUUGCAGUGCCAGGCACACACACUGGGGCGAGAUGACCCUCUCUCCCAGCACUCGUUACAGAGUUCCACACGUCUCUUUAACUGUGGAGUUGUAUGAAUGUGAUCAUUUUUACAUUCCUGUCAUCUUUGUGGUACAAUGAACAGUACAUGAGACAUGGGUAACUGCAAGUUAUUUCUGCUGGAGUUGGUCGUGCCUUCAUGGGUUACACUGGAGUUAAAAGCAGAGAGCAGCUGUGGCAUUCACCUUUGGUAAGUGAUUCAUAAGGCUGGUACCAACCGGUUGGGAAGAUUUCCCAGGGCACAGCCCAGUCAUUACUGUCCCUGAUAGCUCAGGAGUCUCUUCGUCAUGCUCCAGAGCAUGAGGAAUCAACACAGGACAGCGUUUCUCAAAGCUCUGCCACACAGCUAAUUCCCCCACUUCCUUCAAAUCUCCAUUUUACUGCUAACUGCCUUUCUAUUUCUCCACUCAUUAAAACAAAAGUGUAUAAAAAACAUAAAUAAUACACCUCAGAGAACAUCACCCAAAGGGGACAAAUGGGUCAGGCAUUGGAUGGGUGAUAUAAGCCAGAGAGUAAAUGUGCAACUUGAAGCCAUGAGCAGGAGGAAAAACUGCUGGCUUGUUUCAGUAGUCAGCCUGCUUUUGCUCUUAAAUGCCAUAUUUCUAAAGUGAGCUUUAUCUUUUCAGUUACUGUCUCAUUAUUUGUCUUCUGGGCUCAACAGCUACCCAUGAAAAUACACUAUAUACUGUAUUUUUUGGGAAUUUCUAAUCUCUUUUGGGUAAGAGAUUUAAAUCUGAGGACUGCGAAAAAGCAUUUCAGUUACCUUUUGGAGGGUAUUUUUUGGGCUUUUCAUCAUGCUUUUCAAUCACACGAAUUCAUCCUAAAUGCAGUCUUUUCUUUUUAGUCUCAGUGUUGUCUUUAAAGCAGUUAAAAAUACAAGUGCCCAGGCUUAUUUGUCCAAGAUCUCACUCACCAGUCCCUCAGCACUUAGUGGAUGGAUGGCUUGUCUACUUUGACCCUGUUGAUAGACCCAUUUAUUUUUUAAUCAAGCAGGCAUGGCAGGUUUUCUUGUGUUUGUGCAUGUGUGUGUGGGGGGGGGGGCAUUUUUCUGCCCCUUCUCUCAGCCAGCUGCAGUGCAAGUGGGCAGGAACCUGACAACUCAUCUUUGGGGGGAAAUAUAACUGGCAUGCAGAGCUGGGAAUACAAGGGGUCAGAGCAUGAAAAGGAGGAUCCUUCUGCAGGGGUCCACCCAGGAAGCUGCUGUGAGGCCUGGCUGAGGCUGGCGGGGAGCAGGAGCAGGUAUGCAGGCAGACUGGUUCCAGGCUUGUGUCAGGCAGCAGCUGCUGCCUCGAGGCUCAGCCCUGCCACAGGGUGAACAGCUUCUAAACAGUAAACAAACUAGCCAGCACUGACAUAUCCAGGAGGCUUUGUGUGCUCCACGUGAGCCUCUUACAGGCACAUGGCCAGGUCUCAGGUUCACAGAGCAGUGGUAAGGGGAUCUGGAUAUGUCCGGGUUCUUAAGCAGAGAGAUUUACAUGCAUCUGGGGGGAGGGAAUUGUGUAUCAGGAAAGAAGUACAUGCAUUUUUGGGGCUGUGGUGGCAUUGCCACACUAUCCAAAACCACAGCCAUGCGAGGGACUCUGGGCUGUUGUGAUUACUGCCCCGGGCUGAGGCCAGCCCUGAAAAGCCCUGACACCUCCUGCUCUGCAGAGAAGCCUGCAUUCAAGUAUCAGUCUUCAACACAAUCAACUUCUCUAACACUUUAUUAGGUAUGUACACACACAACACAGGCACCAAGAAGCAAACCAGCACUGUGCUGCAGAGGGGAGUCAGUGAUUGGCAGCACAGGCUGUCCCUCUGGGCAGCUGGACACCCAACCACCAUCUUCAGGCACAGCCUGUUCUCAGCCAUUAUCUCAUUGGGUUGCUGUUGUGGCCCACAGUCAAUCACCCUUUUCUGGCACAAUUCACAGCCACUUGAGGCACAUUUUAAAGGAGCUGUGGAGGGGACAGUAUUCACUUGAACAUGCAGGCAGCACAGACAUGCGAGCUGGGCAGUCACACCUCUUCUCAGAAAUGCCCAGAUGUGCUAAACAGCUGGUGUGCAGGCAGCUGUGGCCUGUCAGCACAACUGGGCUGGUGGAGCUGGCAGUCACUGCUGGAGCACUGGUGCUGGCAGAGGGGGUGCAGCCUAGCAUAACUGCACAUGCACUGAUGUGCAGAGCAGCAGCAGGGGUGAUGGUGCAAAACCAUUCAGCUCUGGCCUGUCCCCUCCUGUGUAGGCAGAGGGGUCCCUGGUGGACCUGGGGCCAAACAGCCCAGAGGGAAAGAACAGCUCAGCUUUGAAGAGAUUUAGCACAGGAGGAUCUGAGCUCACUACCACCUUCUGAGCUCUUGGACAGAUUAAGGGAGGAGAUGCAGAAAGAAGAGGAAACAGCAGUUUAAUAAAAUCUAUAGAUGAUGUGAAAGUGGCAGAGGAAAAUGUAGAAAUAA